CGUAUACGCCGCCACGGGUAAAGGAGUAUAAGGACGGCCUCACCCUCAUGUCAGGCAGAAAUAUCCUUGGACCUCGACCAACACCACCCACCAGAUAUCUCCCUGCUAUACAGUCCUGGCCAUCGACCUAGCUCUAGCCUUCCCUCGUUGUCCGUCGUCGUCGUAUAUUGGCCUCCCUCCUGGCGCUUCUGCCUAGUUGAAACCCUUUGAUUGCCCAUCCAGCCUGCCACAUUCUUCAUUCAUAUUGCCAACCACUACCGAACUCGAAUCCGCCGAGAGGCAACCGGCAUAGCUGCCAACACCAUCGUCUCAACCUCACGAGGACCGCCAGUCGUCUCCGAAUCAACUUGCCCAACGGCAACAUCGCCAUGAGGCUAGGCCCGCUUAUACCUUGCGAGCUCUUUGGCCGUGUGCAGAUCAGUCCUGUACAACGUGUCAUUGAGAUCGACAGUGCUUCAAACACCCGCCGCCCCGUCCCUGUGACGGCCAGCGGGGAUGUCAUCAUCUCUGCGGACGCCUUGGCGACAAUACAGUCGCAGAUGGUCAUCGUCAUUGCGUGCAUGGACGAGGAUGUCCAAGUCAUCGAAGGUGUCUUGUCUGGGAUCCCUCAUGACUGCCUCGUCAUCAUUGUCUCCAACAGCUCCAGAUCUCCUGUCGACAAUUAUGGCGCAGAGGUCGCACUCCUUGAAGAGUUUUGCGCCGUGACACAAAGAGCUGCCAUGAUCAUCCACCAGAAAGACCCUGAGGCCGCCGAGGCAUUCCGUCAGGCGGGGAUGCCUGAGCUGGUGUCAAGCUCUGGCACCAUCCAUCCCGGCAAGGGUGAAGCGAUGAUCAUCGGCAUGGCUCUGGCGGCCCUGACGAAACGCAAGUAUAUCGGUUAUGUUGAUGCCGACAACUUUGUUCCCGGUUCCGUCAACGAGUACUGCAGAGUCUUUGCGGCCGGUCUUUACGCAGCCAAAUCCCCCCGCGCCAUGGUGCGCAUUUCUUGGAACUCAAAGCCAAAGGUGCGAGAUGGCCGGCUGUGCUUCGACAAGCGCGGCCGCAGCUCAAUAGUCGUCAAUGAGUGGUUCAACAAACUCCUCAACGAAUACACAGACGAUCCCAACUCUGAGCUCAUCGUCACCGGCAAUGCUGGUGAACACGCCAUGACGCUUGAGCUUGGCCUGAAGCUUCGUCUCGCUGGUGGCUUCGCCAUUGAGCCCUAUGAGCUUCUCAACAUCCUCGAGCAAUAUGGCAAGUCGACAUCAAAACCCUCCCCGGCGGCAACCAUGCUCCCAGCAAAAGCCGGAGUGCCAAUGACUGCCCAGGCCACCCCGGUCGGGCCCCCUGUCCCAUCGCUCGCGCGCUCUGAUUCAGGCAUUGUCCAGGUCCUGCAGAUCGAGACGCGAAAUCCACACUUCCACGACAGCAGCAAGGGCGAAGGCCAUGUCAGGAGGAUGCAGAUGCAGGGCCUGAAUGUCUUGUACCACUCGCCAUUGACCCCGAAGGCUCUUCGCGCCGAGCUUGCCAAGUUCAUGGAGGACCAGGAAGAUCUGCUGAGUGGCGAACGACCGCCUUGUGCGCAGAUCUACCCGCCAGUCGGCAACCUGGACUUUGGAGUCUUCUUUGAUCUCCUCACAUCCAACUCGACGAGUUUCCGUCAAUUCCUUCCCGAGUCGAUGCCCAUGGAGGCAUCAUUAAUAAGUCGACUUUAAAGUUGCUUGGUGGACAAGUGGCCACUCACGUUUCCUUUUCUCUCUCUGUUUCAACAAUCUCCUCACAAACUCAUUCUUUGGCAGAGGCUUCAAUGCUCCUCUGGCCCUGGCACCCUGGGAUGGUUGCUGUUUGUUGUUGUUUUGAUGCAUAGCAUGGUUGAUGUGGCGCAAACGAGCGAGAGCGGGAGGAUGCGGGCGUGUUUCCGUUCUUUUUGGUGUCGACGUCGAGUAUAUACUCCGCCGGCCUUUUCUUCUCUUCGAAUUCUGUUCUAGACCAGCAUGCAUGGUGUAGCGAUGCACCGUUUUUCCUUGCGGGUGGUUGGCGGGUCUUUUGCUGGUCUUUUUCGCGGGCGGGGCAACUGGCGGCUUGCCGUUUUUUUUUUCGACUUGUUAAAUACUCCAUAAUGUAUCAGGCUUUCGUCAUCAUCAUUACAUUAUAUACUUUUUCUCCCACCAGAAA
Microdochium trichocladiopsis is the source of this 2154-nucleotide messenger RNA. RefSeq names its product putative mannosyl-3-phosphoglycerate synthase. Gene Ontology annotation, molecular function: mannosyl-3-phosphoglycerate synthase activity. The transcript has a single exon. Bases 369 to 1694 code for a protein of 441 amino acids. Gene Ontology annotation, biological process: mannosylglycerate biosynthetic process. Gene Ontology annotation, cellular component: cytoplasm. NCBI's taxonomy places the organism in Eukaryota, Fungi, Ascomycota, Sordariomycetes, Xylariales, Microdochiaceae. The record is from RefSeq and is a predicted model, not a curated record.